CAGCUCCUUCCAGUAGUCAGUGCACUCACUCACAGGCCUUGGUGUGGCCUGAGGGCUUUAGGAUUCUGCACUGAGCAGCUGGAGCUCCAAUGCUGCCCCUCCUGUGUGCAGUGCGAGCCCAGCGCGUGCGCCCAGCAGCCCCCUUUUGUUGGAAGAGCCCUGUGUGUGAGAACGUCCCGUGAUGGCAGAUCCUGAUUUAGACUUCACCAGCGGAGAUGCUGGGGCUUCUCUGACGUACCCCAUGCAGUGCAGCGCCCUCCGCAAGAAUGGCCACGUCGUGCUGAAGGGGAGGCCGUGCAAAAUCGUGGAGAUGUCCACCUCCAAAACGGGCAAGCAUGGACAUGCAAAGGUUCACUUGGUUGGAAUCGACAUAUUUACCGGAAAGAAGAACGAAGAUAUUUGUCCCUCCACUCACAACAUGGACGUCCCCAACAUCAAGAGGCUCGACUAUCAGCUGGUUGGAGUGACCGAUGGGUUCCUGUCCCUGAUGAAGGAUAACGGAGAUAUCAGAGAGGACCUGAGGCUGCCGGAAGGAGAUCUGGGGAAGGAGAUCGAGAGCAAGUUCGAGGCUGGAGAGGAAAUGCUGAUCUCUGUUCUGUCUGCGAUGGGUGAAGAGUGCGCCGUGGCCAUCAAGGCAAUGACCUCCAAAUAAACCGGAGCAGGCUGGCUGAGAUUUUGCCACAGUGUGGAUUUCACUGUGUGGAUGUAAACGUCACCAAAGCUGCGGAGCUAUGGCCUUUACAGACAACCUCAGAUUACUUCUGUUUAACCGUGCUGGGCCUUUCUUUACCUCUUUCUCUCUCUUUCUCUCUUUUUUAGCACUCUUUUAAAUCAGUCCUCUUUUUCUCUUGUUUUGUUUUUCUCCAUUCCUUUGCUUCCAUAUUCCAGAUUUACUUUUGAGCAUUCCUUACGGAGAGUCAGUUCAUCAUUUGGGUUACUCCUAUUCAGUUGUUCAUUCCCUUUAGGACGAAAUCAUUUUGUAGGUUCUUUCAGAGGCCGUGCGCUCGGGACUAGUGUCACCUGUAGAUUCCCGUCCAUUAAAGCUAAAGGAGCGGUCGGCUGUCGUCUGAUUUCGGGCGUCUGAUUUCUCUCCGUGCCCUUCUGCCUUAAACUGGUACAAACUGACAGCCAUAGAAGACCUGCUGGCCUCGCGUCGUUACCUCUGAUUUAAAAAAAGGCAUCUUUUCCACCUCCUGUCGAAUGCAUGCUUCUGAAUGUUGCUCUGAUACUCUGUGUGGGGGAAUCGGCAUUAAAGUACCACCUUGUUUCCGCUCGUGGCCUUUAUUACCAGACCGAACAUUUAAAGGGCCCAUAUUCUGCAUUGUCUUUUUUUUUUAUUUUUUUUUUUUAUAUAAAUAUAAUGUCCGCUAAACAUUUCUGUGGCUCUGUGUACCGAAAAAAGCCAUGAUUCCUUUUCAUGUUACCUCGCUUCUUAGAAAAUAGACUUUGUUAAUGUGCCUUUUAAGACUGUGUGUAAAUUAGCUCGUUUCUGAUUGGCUGCCCUCGUUUUAAACAAACAAAAAAAAGCAGUCCUUGCUGCUCCUUAUAACUUCAGGACAAGUGGGCGGAGCUAAAACUGCUGUAGGCUGAGUAGGCGGGUAUAUGAGCUGGAUUUUUGUGAUGUCACAAAACCAGCGAGUUCAAAAACGGGUUGUUUUUGUGGCUCAGUUUUCAAAUAUGAGCUGAAUGGUAUGUUCUAAGACUUGCAUUUCAAAUAAUUCGAUUUUUUCCAUGAUAUGGGCCCUUUAAAUAGUUUAAAAAUAGUUCUUGAGUUUUUUUUUUUGUUUUUUGUUUUUCCUCCUAGUUUUAUCAGCAUUUCGUAUUUUGCGUUGUGUUUGGUGUUUGGAGGUUGGAGGCACAGUUGGCUCAUAGCUGAUGUGCGGCAGGCGCUCCGUUUCGCACCAGGUUGGGCAUUUCAAGCUUAAAGAUCAUUACGACAGGCUAUUCUGCGGACUUGUCCUCUACCUUCCCAUCAUGGAACUGACUGUUCUUCUCUGUAGGUUCUUUCCAGUUGCGCUAGCUGUUUGAAUUUGCGGUGACGGAGCUGUUUGAGUUGGCGUUUAGCUGCGGCCGGUGCGCUAAUGACCACUACACUAGUAGUCUUCCCUAAGCCAUACUUCAGUGACCUGAAUGCUACACCGUUGGUGGAAAGGCAUGUAAAAUACAAUGAAAUAAACAAAAACAGCUUGAAAAGCUGCGGUGCAUGAGCUUUUAGGCUGACUUUGCUCUGGACUAAUGGCCUUGCUGGAUCGAAUUCACAAUUAAAGCUUCAGAUUUGGUCCAAUUUUAACAAUGCUUAAAACUUUCCUUCUCGAGUGUCUUUUAUUUUCCAACUGUUUCUUGUUUUUCUUAAUGUUUGCCUGAAUGAAAGUGUUAUUUGUGAACAAAGUCAGUUUUGUUUAAGUGUUGAACAUUAUUCCAAUACACUUACAGAGACUUGUCACUUGUUUACUUAACUUUACUUGCUGUAAAGUUGCAGAAGUUUUUGAGGGGGAUUCCACCCUAUUUUUGAAAAUAUUUGAAAACGAUCUGCAUCAUUUAGUGGUUAAGAUGUAAACAAAGGGUUUCAGAGUGGUCUGAAUUUUUUUUAUUGAAGGUAAAAUAGUGGAAAAUCUCAACUUGUGCACCAUGAACGGAUUAAAAAACUAACAAUUUAAACCCAAAAACGAUCAUAAAACAGCGUCUCAGUCAUCAGGCAGUGAAUUCAGAACCAUUUCAUGUAGGAACUUUCUGCGAGGAGCUUUUAGAGGGGGACGUCUGGUUCCUAUCACCACCACUGUGAGCAGCUCUGACUCGUUAAGUUUAUCUAGAACAGUGUUUCACACUAAACCGCUCUGUUUACAUCUUAACCACUAAAUUAUGCAGAGAAUAAAAAAAAAAAUAGGUGGAAUUUCCCUUUAAAUACUGAAAACCUCCUGGUUUUCAAAGUGAUUUCCUGCAAAUGUAGCUACAUGUCAUGUUUCCUUGUUUGUAUUUUGUCAGCGACACAUAAAACAAACUUGCAAAGUACAAGUAUAUGCAGAUCAAACUAGUAAAGCAUUCUUUCUUGAAAAAUUCA
Pygocentrus nattereri (red-bellied piranha) is the source of this 3058-nucleotide messenger RNA. It is a transcript of the gene eif5a2, whose product is annotated as eukaryotic translation initiation factor 5A2. The record is from RefSeq and is a predicted model, not a curated record. The transcript has 5 exons. Lineage: Eukaryota; Metazoa; Chordata; Actinopteri; Characiformes; Serrasalmidae. The coding region runs from base 182 to 652 and encodes 156 amino acids. Gene Ontology annotation, biological process: positive regulation of translational termination; positive regulation of translational elongation. Gene Ontology annotation, molecular function: RNA binding; ribosome binding; translation elongation factor activity.